Molecule: messenger RNA, 1174 nt
Organism: Heterocephalus glaber (naked mole-rat)
Lineage: Eukaryota; Metazoa; Chordata; Mammalia; Rodentia; Bathyergidae
Gene: Mrps35
Product: mitochondrial ribosomal protein S35
Biological process (GO): mitochondrial translation
Cellular component (GO): mitochondrial small ribosomal subunit
Molecular function (GO): structural constituent of ribosome
Source: RefSeq, a predicted model, not a curated record
GGCCUGGGCGCCUGUGUACUGCGGCCCAGAUCCCGCCCCAGGAUGCGGAACACGCUUGUUCCUUCCGGCUUGCCGUUCUUUGCAGUCAUGGCGGCUGCCGUGUUCUCGUGGCGGUUCACCUUGCGGGGCUUCUCCAACGCGGUGACCCGGGCCACUCACGCUCGGAGACCUAGCCCGCAUACAGGAGAAAGAACAUCCAGAAGUGGAAGGCAAAUGAGAAGACAGGCACUACCUCCUAGAACAGAGAAAAUGGCUGUUGACCAGGACUGGCCUAGUGUUUACCCUGUUGCAGUGCCCUUUAAGCCCUCUGCAGUGCCUCUCCCUGUUCGGAUGGGUUAUCCAGUAAAAAAGGGUGUUCCUAUGGCAAAGGAAGGAAAUCUAGAACUUCUAAAGAUCCCUAAUUUUCUGCAUUUGACUCCUGUAGCAAUUAAAAAGCACUGCCAAGCUCUUAAAGAUUUCUGCACUGAGUGGCCAGCUGCACUAGACAGUGAUGAGAAAUGUGCGAAGCAUUUUCCAAUUGAAAUUGACACUGCUGAUUAUGUUUCAUCAGGACCAUCUGUUCGAAACCCCAAAGUACGAGGAGUAACCUUAAGGGUGAAACUUUCCAGUUUGAAUUUAGAUGAUCAUGCAAAGAAGAAAUUGAUUAAACUUGUAGGAGAACGAUACUGCAAGACUACAGAUGUACUCACCAUCAAAACAGAUAGAUGCCCUUUAAAGAGGCAGAACUAUGAUUAUGCACUGUAUCUACUGACAGUAUCAUACCAUGAAUCUUGGAAAACUGAAGAAUGGGAAAAAAAUAAGACUGAAGCAGACAUGGAAGAAUAUAUAUGGAAAAAUAGCUCCUCAGAAAAAAAUAUCCUGGAAACACUUCUCCAAAUUAGCAUCGCUGAGAAAAACAUGGAAGUAAAUAAAGAAGAGCUCCUUGGUACUAAAGAGGUUGAAAAUUAUCAGAAGUCUCUUGUUAGUCUUAAGAAUGAGGGGGAAAAUGAAAUUACCCUUUCUCAGUACAAAGAGUCAGUGAAGAGACUGUUAAAUCUAACAUGAGUUGUGAAGUGGGAAGAUCUGCUUUAUUUUACAAUACAUGUAAUCAAUAUCUAAUUUGAUGUAAAAGUGAAAGUUUAAAAACCACUUCUUACCCAAGAGUUAAUUUUAAAAUUAUCUGUAAUUGUACUAA